This is a messenger RNA of Melitaea cinxia (Glanville fritillary), 1176 nucleotides long. RefSeq lists its product as uncharacterized. Bases 1 to 1176 code for a protein of 391 amino acids. The record is from RefSeq and is a predicted model, not a curated record. The transcript is spliced from 9 exons. Lineage: Eukaryota; Metazoa; Arthropoda; Insecta; Lepidoptera; Nymphalidae.
AUGAAAAAAACACAUCUUCGUGACAUAUAUCGUUAUUACAAUGAGUAUCUUUUUAUACCAUCUAUAGUGAGUCCCAAUGGUUUGUUAUUGCUGUAUCGGCCUAAGGAUAUAACAAAUGAAUGUGCCUUCUCUAGGCAUUUACGGUUUGACAUCUCAUUUGGGAUGGGAAUGUCGGACACAACCACUUUGGUGUUCCGCACGCUAAACGAUAUAGACUACGAAUGUGUAGUCGAAGUCGUGGCAUCGUCACCACAGUAUCUUCUUGUUGUGGUCAGAUACCCAACGACAAUUGCGUUGAAUUGUGCUGUGAACAGAGACGCUUUGACAGUCCUCAAGAGAUGGCGCUGUGUUAGACUCUGUGAUCUUUUGGACAGGGAAGUUUAUUCACCGUAUUUUGUGUUUACAGUCAAGAAUCGGGUCCGAUUUCUCUUCAAGAGUAAUAGUAGUAUCAAUUCAGAUAUUAAUGCGAAUUUCUACCAAGUAACGAUCACGGCAGCUCGUCGCGCUCCAAAAAGUGGUUGUUUUAUGAGAAAUGAGACUAUAUGUACCGUCGACCACAUAGAUUACUGUUUCACUACAGGUGUGGUCUGUGACGGAAUCAAAAAUUGCGGCGUGGAUGACUGGUUCGACGAAAGAAAGUCGAGAUGUAGUCUACCAGUGGAAAAGCUAGGCUAUGCGCCAGUGAUAGCAGUGAUGGCUGCGUUGCUAUGUCUACUCGGAGCUGGUGGUCAUAUUCUUUAUCGUUGCUUACCACCAAAUGCAAAGUCUUUCUUUAUUUUCAAUGCGAAUGAAGAUAACCGUCUUUGUAUCGACCCCGUACUGGUGCCACGAGGUGUGGCACCUGAUAUUGGACCGUUUAAACGGACGUCUAUAAUACCGGCUGUUAGCAGCUUCUCGUCAGAGAGUGACGCAGUUAUAGAAAAUGUACAGGCUAAUGAAUUACAAAAUUUAAGUGAGAUACACGAAGAAGAAGUCGAAAAUCAAUUGGAAACGGUUCUUGAAUCAGAUGAAAUUUCGGAUAUACAUCUGAGUUUGAAAAUGGAACAACCAGAAUUUUCCAGAAAGAGUAAAAUGAAAUCCAUGUCAGAGAAGUUGCAAGGUAAAUUUAGAUCUGUAAAGAAGUAUGCUAUAACGCAAAGGACAAGCCAACAACCGAAUAGAAUUAAUGAUGUUUAA